GCCUGGAGCGGGGUUUGAACGGCGGCGCGUACCGGAGCUUCUGGGUGCUGCGCCGUGACGGGCCGCUAAUGGAGCCCAUCUUGAAAGAUAUUUCUGCAUUUGUAGAAGUUUGGUCAUCUAACAGAACAGAAAAUUACUCAAAAACCUUUGAACGGCAACUUCUUGAUAUGGGAGCAAAAGUUUCAAAAACUUUGAACAAGCAUGUGACCCAUGUUGUCUUCAAAGAUGGACGUCUGACUACAUGGAAAAAGGCACAGAAGAUGGGUGUAAAAAUAGUUUCUGUACUCUGGGUGGAGAAGUGUCGAGAAACUGGAGUACACGUUGAUGAAUCCCUGUUUCCUGCAGCAGACAGUAAUGAAGGAUUGCUACUACAGAUCAAAAAACACAAAUGUAUGCAACCAAAAGACUUUAUUGAAAAAACUCCAGAAAAUGAUAGAAAACUGCAGAGAAGACUGGACCAGAUGGCUAAAGAAUUAGCUGUACAAAAGGUCGCGAUUAGUGCUGAAAAUGAUGUACCAGUUUUGCUAUUUGAAGAUGAUAGCUCACUUUCAUACAGCCCUGUUAAUAAGAUAAAAGAUCAAUGCAGUGCAAUGGAAAGGAGAAUAAAGGAGAUGAAGGAAAAAAGAGAAAAUCUUUCUCCAACUGCUUCACAAAUGUCUCAGAUACAACCAAGUAGUUCAACAGAAGAUUACCAGCUGUCUACUUGUGUCUUAACUAAUUCAGAAGAUGUAUUGUUACCAGAACAAAUGGAAGAUUCCUUGAACUCAAGUUAUGAUUGUCUUUUUGGAACUGAUAAAUUAAAGAGACAGAAAACAGAGGCAGUGAAACAGUCCUGUGAUACUUGGACUGAUAUUCAUGCACCCAUGAGUACAUCGGUGAAUUCUCCUCAUAACUGUGAGCAGAUGAGCUUAACACCAAAACAACAUAGCAGAAGAAGUUUAAGAACGAAACAAAUUUUAUGGCACACUUUGGAAGAUAAAUUGUCUUUAGAAAAGAAAGAUCUAAAAAACAUUCCAAAGGAAAAUCAGGAGGAUGAAAAUAGCAUGACUACUUCAUUUGCAAAUGGAAGUUCUCUUCUUAAUAUCAAGGGCUUGGGUGAUAGUACUCCUUCCAAAAAUAUUGUCAAGUUAAAUGCUGUUCCUGCUUUGAUUGGCAAUCUGUCUAACUCGCCUGUAAACGGCAGAGGCUUAAAUACAUGUUCAUGGGAUAGAAACUUCCCUAUUGACAGAAAUUAUUGUAAUCAUGAAGACAAGAAGAGGAACAAAGCACAAGCACUAUCUAGUUUGAAACUGGCUUCAUCAGAACUGGAUUCAUCAGAGUCUAAAGACUUCUUGCAAGAGGUUACUAUAUGUAGCAAGUCUUUUUCUUAUGAAGAGGAUUCUUAUGAAGACUUCUUUUCAUCAUCCGAUUUUAAUGAAAAGGAAGUACAUGUACCAAAGAAACCACAGAAUCCUCCUAAAGUUAGUUGCAAAGACUCUUUUACAACCAUGAACUUACUUGAUAUGAGUUUCUCUAAGGCACGUAAUACUUCCAAGAAAAGUAAGAAAAGGUCUAUUACAGCAAAUGAUGUUUCAGUGAAGAAAAACUUCAAACCAGCUGACUAUCCUGGAAGUGUGCUAUUAAAUUAUAUGUCAGAUGGUGAAAAAGCCGACACUGCGGAAGCUCGAGAUUCUGAUUAUAUGAAUAGGCUACCUCAGCAAGCUCAUGAAAAAUCCAGCAGAACCAAUGUGAAUUAUGAUACUAACACCACUGGUGAUGAAAAUGAAGUUUCAGAAUGUCAUGUUAUUGAUGACUCUUGCAAAGUUUUUAAUGAACAAAAGAAUAAGCACAAUGGGGGGUUAAGAAAAACUAGAAGACUUCAAAAGCCAACCAGGACACUAGUUAUGACGAGUAUGUCUUCUGAAGAGCAAAAUACAGUAAUUCAGGUGGUGAAUAAAUUUGGAGACUUUUUGUUGUCAGAUGCUGUAUGUGAAACAACAAGUCAUGUAGUUACAGGGAGUCCUCGUCGUACCUUGAAUGUUAUGCUGGGAAUUGCUCGAGGGUGUUGGAUUGUUUCAUAUGAAUGGGUUCUAUGGUCUUUGGAAUUGGGUCAUUGGAUCUCAGAGGAACCAUAUGAACUUUCAUCCACCUUCCCUGCAGCUCCUAUCUGCAGACUUCAGCGUCACCUAUCAACAGGAAAAUACAAGCAGAAGCUCUUUUCAAACCAGCCUGUCAUGUUUGUAUCUCCUACCAGUCAGCCACCCUGCAAAAAGCUAAUUGAACUUAUCCAGCUGUCAGGAGGAAAAACAUGUAAAGCCUUACGUCAGGCAAAAAUCUGUAUAGGAAAAAACCCAGGAAACAAGUACCAGGAAAUAAAAUGUCUAUCAGAAAAAUGGGUAUUAGAUUCGAUCACUCAGCAUAUAAUAUGUCCCAUGGAAAACUACAUUUUUCAGCUGUGAGCUAACUCAAGAGCUUCCAUAUGGUUGUAAAGAAACAAGCCCAGUUUGGAUUCACAAAAAACAUAAGCUGUGAAUAAAAUUUGUAAGAAAAUGCAAGUUACAUAUUUAUAAAUACAGAGAAAUGU
Colius striatus (speckled mousebird) is the source of this 2563-nucleotide messenger RNA. It is a transcript of the gene MCPH1, whose product is annotated as microcephalin 1. NCBI's taxonomy places the organism in Eukaryota, Metazoa, Chordata, Aves, Coliiformes, Coliidae. The transcript is spliced from 14 exons. The record is from RefSeq and is a predicted model, not a curated record. The coding region runs from base 69 to 2438 and encodes 789 amino acids. Gene Ontology annotation, biological process: mitotic cell cycle.